CAACGCUAUUAGCAGCGCCGGCUCUUUAAAUUUAUUUAAAUAAGCAUUAAUACUCAAAUGCACUAUAUUCAAAAAUGAUUCACGACAUUUUGAUAUCAUGCUUAAGCUUAAGCCGCAAAGGCUUGGUCAUUACCGAGUUUCUGACAACAAAUGCUGUCGACGAAUUUAUACAUCCCUGCGAGCGCCAAGUAUUUAUGGAUAUUAUGAGUAUCUUGAAUAAGCUCAGUGAGAUUGUAAGAUUUGCAAAUUACUUUGGCAUAGCUACGCCUGCUUAUGUCAACGACUUCGAUGAAGCUUCAGAAUACUCUACUGGCUGCUAUAUUAAACAAUUUGCAAUUGGAGUGGAAAGCGCGCUGGAGCAGUGCUAUCAGGAAAUACAGCGCUUGGAGUCAUUAUACAAGAAUACUGCAGAAAAGUCGCUAAUAUAUAUUUAUAAUACCCUUGAGCUGCAGUUGCCUGCUAUACGUUUUUUACGUAAGCUUAUACAGGACGCUAAAAUACAGAAGCUCCAUGGCUGUGCCGUGCUACAGAAUCUGCAUCGACAAUCGGAAUACGGGGAAAUUGACAUGGAUAUUAUUAUUUCUAAAGUUACCAAACCAGUUAAAACGCUAUUUUUCGCACACUUGGCGCAGUGGAUGCUGUUUGGCCUAAUUGAUGAUCCGCAUGACGAGUUCUUUAUAAACCACAAACCGUUAGAAGCAAAUUCAAGUGAUAAAAUAUCCCCCAACAACUCUCGUAUGUUAUCAGUCAGCAGCGUUGAGGAAGUUUGGCAGUAUGAAAUAAAUAUGAGCCAAGUGCCAGGAUUUGUUUCAUGCGUUUUAGCUGAAAAGAUUUUGUUUGUUGGCCAAACUGUUAUAGUUUUCAAAUUGGAAAACAAUUUGAAAAAGCAUAAUGCUUGGACCACCAAACUAGAAAAAUCCUAUUGCGAUGAUAUCAGCGAACUUUGGGAUGGCAAAGAGUCAACAUUCUAUAAAUUGAUUGAAGCGCUCAGCCAGGAAGAUAAGCUUAAUAUAUUUCGACUGGAAGAUGUUGUGAAUGAAAUCAAAAGACACGUAAGUCAGCGCUUAUCGGAAAUUGCUGCAAAGGAAGAUGACUUGGAGCGUCAAUUGGGCUUGAUCAAAGACUUCUAUCUUCUGGGGCGCGGUGAAUUUUAUUUGGAGUUUCUGCGCCAGUUAUAUGAGGACACCAAAGACGUAGUUAGUAUGAGCGAAAGGGAUUAUACCAAGGCUUUUGAGAAUGCCGCUAAUGUCAUGGGCAUUACUGAUGACUUGGACAACUUUACGCUGAGCGUGCAAAAAUCUAGCAUUGAUUUUGAUGAGAGCUGUGAAUACGCCACAUUGCAAAACCUGCAGUUGAAAUACGUUUGCAAGUGGCCAUUGAAUCUGCUAUUUUCCCCUAUAGUUAAUGAGGGUUACAACAAAGUAUUUCGAUUUCUGUUAAUCGUCAAGAAGCUACAGUAUAAUUUGCAUUUAGUCUGGGCACGUCAUAAAUGGGCAAGCAAACUAAAGCAACCAGUUAGCCUUAAUAUUAUGAAUUUCCGCAAUCAUCUAAUGUUCUUUAUGGACAAUUUACAGUAUUAUAUACAAGUUGAUGUGCUGGAAAGUCAAUAUAGCAUUUUCAUGAACAUUAUUAAGAGCAAGGCUGACUUUGGCGAAAUACAAAAAGGACAUUCCGUUUUUCUAGCCAAUGUGCUCUCACAGUGUUUUUUGCUUACUGAAGCCAAUGAGUUGAAACCAGAUUUGUCACAGACAACAUAUCAAUCUCAAUAUCCCAUCUAUGGCACCAUAUUGGAAAUAUUUAAUAUAUGUGAAAAGUUUAGUAACAUAAAUUGUCUUGAAGAGCCAGCGCAGAACGAUUUAAAAGAGAUUGAAAUACUCGAAGAAAAAUUCAAUGUAUCCAUAGCAAACCUCAUCAAAUUAUUAGUUGACAUUAAGUCAUCAACUAGUUUUGGAACGCUAUCGCAGCUUAUACUCAGAUUGGAUUAUAAUCGUUGGUUUAGUGCCAAGAAUGGCAAACACACAUCGUUUUCAAAUUUGGAAUAAGUUAAGGCCUAAAGCUGCAAGCG
Molecule: messenger RNA, 2065 nt
Organism: Drosophila busckii
Lineage: Eukaryota; Metazoa; Arthropoda; Insecta; Diptera; Drosophilidae
Gene: Grip75
Product: gamma-tubulin complex component 4 homolog
Exons: 9
Coding region: 75-2042 (655 amino acids)
Biological process (GO): mitotic cell cycle; cytoplasmic microtubule organization; meiotic cell cycle
Cellular component (GO): centrosome; equatorial microtubule organizing center; spindle pole
Molecular function (GO): gamma-tubulin binding; microtubule minus-end binding
Source: RefSeq, a predicted model, not a curated record